GAGUGGUUAGUGGUUAGUGGCACAGCCGUGGUUAUGUUAUGUUAUUGUUUCUUCAGUUUCUUGUUUCUUCGACAAGAUCAGCAGCAGGAGCAGGAGGGCUGGAUGUUUGCUGGAUGACUUUAUUGUGAAAUUUGAAAUUUUUUGAUGCUGAUUUGGACUUCUCUAUAACGUGGACAUAUCAUACCUGGUAAUUAGGCAACGUGAAAUGAAAAGGAAUUGUGAGAACCAGAAUCACAAUGUUCAGAUUUUUAAGUGGACGGAAACCCAGAAAUUCAUCUUCAAAUAACACUAGGGAUGCAAAAUCCAAAAAUGUAACUAAUAAAAAUGUGAUACAGUGCAGGGUAAUAUUAUUGGAUGGAACUGACUUGCCAGUUGAAUUAUCAAAAAAGGCAAAAGCCCGUGAUCUGUAUGAACAAGUAUUCUAUUCACUGGAUCUCAUCGAAAAAGACUAUUUUGGAUUACAAUUCACAGAUGCUAACCACGUGAAACAUUGGUUGGACCCAACAAAAUCUAUAAAGAAACAAAUCAAAAUUGGACCGCCUUACACGCUCAGGCUCAAAGUCAAAUUUUAUUCAUCAGAACCGAACAAUCUCAGGGAAGAAUUAACCAGGUAUCAGUUCUUCUUGCAACUGAAACAGGAUAUUCUGGAGGGAAAACUAGAAUGUCCAUAUGAAACAGCUGUAAAAUUAGCUGCUUUAGCAUUACAAUCUGAACUCGGUGACUUUGAAGAAUCCCAGCAUACUCCAGCAGCGGUAUCAGAGUUUCGGUUUGUACCAAACCAAACUGAAGAGAUGGAAGUAGAUAUUUUGGAAGAAUUCAAAAAAUGCAAGGGUCUUUCUCCAGCUCUGGCUGAACAGAGUUAUUUGAAUGAAGUGAAGUGGUUGGAAAUGUAUGGAGUUGACAUGCAUAUUGUAUUGGGUAAGGAUAGCAUGGAAUAUAGGUUAGGUCUCACUCCAACAGGUAUAUUGGUGUUUGAGGAACCUAAUCAAAAAAUUGGUUUAUUCUUUUGGCCAAAAAUAGGCAAACUGAACUUCAAAAAGAAGAAGUUGACGUUGGUAGUGGUCGAAGACGACGAUCAAGGUAGAGAACAAGAACAUACAUUUGUUUUCAGAUUGCAUAAUGAGAAGGCUUGCAAACAUCUUUGGAAGUGUGCUGUAGAACAUCAUGGGUUUUUCCGCCUUAGGGCUCCUGUCAAGGGUCCAACUGCUAGACAGAACUUCUUCAGGAUGGGUUCUAGGUUCAGAUAUUCUGGGAGAACUGAAUAUCAGAGCACAUAUCAAAAUCGAGCUCGGAGAACUGUACAACUUGAAAGAAAACCAAGUCAAAGAUAUGGAAGAAGACAGAGCCAUGUAUUGAGAGAGCGAGAGAAAGAUGGGGAUAAUCAACAUGGCACCAAUAAAAACAAUGAAAAGUCUACAACUCCACUUGAACCAAUUUAUUGCACUGUCAAAGAUGACUUGAUGGCAAUUCAUACUCCAACAGCUUCUUCCAUUACUCCAACGACACCAACAGGACCGGAAUCCAUAGGCAUUGUGAGUCAAAGCAGUUUUGGAAAAGCAUCCGUCGGACAGAAUAGCUUUGGAAAAGCUUCUGUCGGACAGAGCAGCUUUGGCAAAGCUUCUGUCGGACAGAGCAGCUUUGGAAAAGCUUCUGUCGGACAGAGUAGCUUUGGAAAGGCUUCUGUUACCUCGUUCGGAAAUACAUCAACUGCAAAUUCAUUUGGAAAAGCAUCUGUUGGAUGUGCUUCAUCUUACAGCCCAGUGUCAUAUGCAGCAAGUAAAAGUGGAACUUUACCAAGAAACAAUCAUACGGCACCAGUUGGUCUUACCCCUGUAAGCCCGACUCCUUCGAACGCCGAUAGCCAAUUAGAAUUCUUGUUCAAGAGCUUAGCUAAAGAGUCGCUUAGUGGUAUAAGUAAAGAUGAUAAGAGGAACGAAAAUACGGAGUCAGAUACAGAAGAUGAUUGUGUUUCAAAGUGCCUACCUGCUGAAUUACCCAAUAAUAUUUCCAAGAUUAGUGGUGCAGCGAAACCUUUACCACCUGGACAAAUAAAAUGCAACAUUCUGAAAGCUAAAGUUGAAGAGGAAAUGCAGAGUCAUAAACUGACUAAUCAAAUGUUUGUACAUGCCAAAGAAGAAGAAACUUCUUUGAGUGCAGCUACUUUUAUAUCAGUUGGUGGCGACAAAUUAACUAUAUCUGUAAGCGGCCCUUCUAAUGUGUCUCCAUCUUUGACUAAUUCCAAUCCAAAAUCUUCGAAUAUAUUGGAAAAAGAAGCAACUGAAGAUACCGCAUCUAAAGUAGAGGAGAAAAAUUUAAAGCGAUGUCCAACACCAGUGACUGUUACAUUUUUUGGUCAGAACGAGGGGAGACUAGAACUUUGUCAUGUAGAGGAUGAAAAAGUCAAUUCGAAUCCAUUCAGCAAUUAUUUGUAUGAUAGUGAUAAGGGUAAUCCAUUCCAUUCGAUAAAUCCAUUCCAUCCCAACAAUCCAUUUUGUGACGAUAAAAAAUAUGAUGAAGAAACGGCUGAAGUUGAUGGAUCUAGAGAACUGGAGGAAAAGAAGGUUAAAAAAGAACCAGAUGCAACCAACUCCAAAAUACCUACUCCACUGAGUCCGACCCUGAGUAAGGUAUCGCCGUGGCUGGUUUCGUCAGAGGUCGUUUCAUCUCCUGUAUCGAAAGUCAACACAACAGAAACUGCAAUAAUAAGGAAAUCUGUGAUCACAACGCAACUUUGACAAUACUUUUCCAAUUCUUCCUCUGAAGUGUCAGCGUGCCUUAUGAAAUAGAAUAAGAGAAAUAAUUGUAAUUUAUACAUUUUUAUAAAGUAAUUUAUAUAAGAGAUUCCAUUUUAAACAGAUCUGAUCUAUAGUUUAUUCUAUUUGUAGGCAUCUGUACAACUCGUUAAAUUUGUCACAUUGUGAUAAUGCUACAAAAUGAGUUGAGAUCCAUAAUAGCUAAUUGCAGAAAUAAAUGUUAUCUAGUUCUGACGUAGAAUUCGCUGAGUAACCGUAGUGGGAGUGUGAUUAGUGAUUACGAAUUGAGUCGUUAGCACCGAUACUCAAGAUGAAUUAUGUUUUACUAGGAACAUUUC
Molecule: messenger RNA, 3091 nt
Organism: Phaedon cochleariae (mustard beetle)
Lineage: Eukaryota; Metazoa; Arthropoda; Insecta; Coleoptera; Chrysomelidae
Source: the annotation of a GenBank genome assembly